Molecule: messenger RNA, 2733 nt
Organism: Engraulis encrasicolus (European anchovy)
Lineage: Eukaryota; Metazoa; Chordata; Actinopteri; Clupeiformes; Engraulidae
Product: rho-related GTP-binding protein RhoA-C-like
Exons: 5
Coding region: 119-703 (194 amino acids)
Biological process (GO): Rho protein signal transduction; stress fiber assembly
Cellular component (GO): cleavage furrow; dendritic spine; cytosol
Molecular function (GO): protein kinase binding; GTP binding; GTPase activity
Source: RefSeq, a predicted model, not a curated record
CGGCAAUCGGCUCGCGCCUGGGAACACUGCAGCAGCCAGCGGGGACACGCGCUGAGAAAUAACGGAUUCAUAACGGCGCCGAAUCCCCGAAGGAGGAGAGGAGAGGAGAGACAGAGAGAUGGCUGCGAUCCGCAAGAAGCUUGUCAUCGUGGGUGAUGGUGCGUGUGGGAAGACAUGUCUCCUUAUCGUCUUCAGUAAAGACCAGUUCCCAGAAGUCUACGUUCCCACCGUCUUCGAAAACUACAUAGCAGACAUAGAAGUGGACAGCAAACAGGUGGAGUUGGCGUUGUGGGAUACAGCCGGUCAGGAGGACUACGAUCGCUUGCGGCCGCUCUCGUACCCGGACACAGACGUCAUCCUCAUGUGCUUCUCAAUCGACAGCCCCGACAGCCUUGAGAAUAUUCCGGACAAGUGGACUCCGGAAGUCAAGCACUUCUGUCCCAACGUUCCGAUCAUCCUCGUCGGGAACAAGAAGGAUCUACGGAACGACGAACACACGCGACGAGAACUCGCCAAGAUGAAACAGGAGCCCGUUAAGCCUGAGGAGGCUCGUGACAUGGCCAAUCGGAUCAGCGCGUUCGGCUACCUGGAGUGCUCUGCCAAGACCAAGGACGGCGUGCGCGAAGUAUUCGAAAUGGCCACUAGAGCGGCGCUACAAGCACGGAAACGCAACAAGACCAGAAUACGCUGCACACUGCUCUGAGAAACACACACACACACACACACACACACACACACACACACACACAAACACACACACACACACACAUACACUCAGACACACAUAAGGCCAGAAUACGCUACACCCUGCUUUGAAACACACACACACACACACACACACACACAAAUGCAGGCGCAUAUUGUUCCCUACUACUACCCUCUUUUCACAUUUACAGACACGAAAACACAUUCACACGUGGCACGCAUACCUACACACACACACACACACACACACACACACACACAGUGAGCGUCACUUAAUUAUCUCCUGUUUUGUGCAUUUCAUCAAAGUCAGAGACUGUGAAAAGAAGUUUAUUACUUCAAUAGUUCAUUCCGUUUCUUUUCUUUCCUCCUAUUUCAUUCUAUAUAUCUGAGCAUGUAACAUUGUUGACAUGUACAUCAGUGUACUCUUAUGGAGGACUAGGGGGGGUAUUCCAAGAACCUGGCUUAGUAGUACACCAGGUUAAAUUGACCUUGAGGUAAUGGUGAAUCACCUAAUACAAGAGCCAGGAGUCGUGGCACCUGUCAUGGUGCCCGAAAGGGAGCAGUGUGGUGGGACGGUACCAUGCCCAGGGUACCUCAGUCAUGGAGGAGGAUGACACCUAAUGCCUCUUUUCCACUGCUGUUUGUGUGGUAGGCCUACAGCUCAACAUAGCACGACUCAGCCACCACUUUUUGCUUCACGAUUAAGCUGUGCGGUGCAUAUUCGAAAAGCAGAAAGUGGUGGCUGUGUCACGCUGUGGACCUACCAGAAAACCAGCAGUGGAAAAGAGGUAUAAAUGACACAUGUGGACUAUCUAUUACAGUAUUUCUCAAUUGGUUUUGUACAUUUCUCGAAUCUCUCUCGCAAUUUGCAAAACAUAACAUUUAUUCUCAAAACAGCUUUAACAAAUGGCAAAACACCGUGGAUAACCUGCAAAACCGAGUCUCUUGCUCAAAACCCUUAGUUUGUCUUUCAAAACCAAGUUUUUGUGUCAAUGAACGUAUCAGCGCCAGCAGAAUGGUUAGUCAUUGUGUCAUAGUGUAUGGACAAGCUAGUCAAAUCAAUUUCUCAUGUUGUCAAUUGAAUAGUACACUCUUGAGGAUCUUUUCUGAAGCGAAAUGUUGUUUAGAUUGGAUGGGAAAUGUUGUAAAUUUGGCUUUAUAUUACAUUGCUCAGAUAAGAUUGACAUAGUUGCAUGCAUUCAGUGACAAAGCUUUUUGAGUGAUAUGACAAAAGCAAUUGAUAAUGUACGAAAUCACUGAGAAUUGUACACAGCCAUGGCAUGGUGAACGAGAGCAUUUGCUAUAUGCCGAAAACAAUGAGAAACUGAUUUGACCAUGUGCACAGGUAACACCAGGAAGUCACAAUUGAACAAAGACUUUUGGGAAUCAUUAUUCUGUUGUGAGAAAUGUACAAAACCAAUUGAGAAAAACUGUAGCAGGUUUACCACUUCCUGUAGGUCAGUGAUUCUCAAAGUGUGGUCCGGGGACCACUGGUGGUCCGCGACAGUGUUCAGGUGGUCCGCGAGGGGAUUUCUACUUUUCCAAGACUAGCUAGGAGUAAGCUAUAUUUGUAACAUAAUUACAAAACUAAACAUAGCUGAAGUAUUAUUUUAACCACAAAAAUGCAGUCUUAUGUGAAUAUAAUGUGAAUAUAUUGCAUCGUGAAUAUAUUGUGAAUAUAUUGCAUCGAAAUGAGCAGUGUCAAAUAAGCACCCCUCAACUGUCAAUUCAGUUGACAGGUGGUCCCUGAAUAUUUUUUGGGGGGGCAAAUUGGUCCUCGGCCUGAAAAAGUUUGAGAAACACUGCUGUAGGUCAACUUAGCCAGGUGGAUAACUACGUAAACCUACAAAGGCAAAGUGCAGAAACUACACCUUCAUUGAAACCGAGAAAAAAUGUCUAAGUAUUGGUAUUGGGUUGGAUAUUGUAGUUACUGCAAAUUUGACAUAGCGAUAUUUCUAAAAUGGGACCCAUAUGGCUUUGUCACAAGAUAAUAAAAGAGGUGUUAUGAAGACCAUUUGCAGUCUAAAC